Pogonomyrmex barbatus (red harvester ant) is the source of this 1810-nucleotide messenger RNA. It is a transcript of the gene Rpn5, whose product is annotated as regulatory particle non-ATPase 5. Lineage: Eukaryota; Metazoa; Arthropoda; Insecta; Hymenoptera; Formicidae. Gene Ontology annotation, cellular component: proteasome regulatory particle, lid subcomplex; cytoplasm. The record is from RefSeq and is a predicted model, not a curated record.
AUGACGUCAUAGAAUUCAAGGCAGUAUUUUCGGAGUGCACUGCUCUCUAUCAGAACGCUAUUCGUACUGACAGUACUCGGAGUGAAUAAAAGAACGCAUAUUAGUGUCUCUAUUGUUGUCCAUCUUAUAUACAGAGCUUUCAUUUCUCUUAGCGUAUCUAUGGUGUAACAAUCGUGACCAACAAUUUGGAUCAGUACAUCAACUCGUGACUUGUAGUCUGUAUUGGCAUCGACUGGUUGCCUCGGCCAUAUUGCAAGAGUAGUAGUAGUAACAGUGAGUCAGUACAUGUCAUUAUUCAAGCAAAAUUAGAUUUGAUUGCCAAACGGUUAAAAUGACAGAAGCAGCAAUGGACAAUUCUGGCAAACUUGUAAAAAUGGAAAUAGAUUAUAGUAGUACUUGUGAUGCAAAAAUUCCUGAAUGCAAAAAACUUGCUUCUGAAGGAAAACUACAUGAUGCUUUGGAUCAAUUACUGGCUUUAGAAAAACUUACCAGAACUGGUGCUGAUAUGGCAUCAACAUCCAGACUUCUUGUAGCCAUAGUUGAAAUCUGUUUGGAAGCAAAAAAUUGGUCAGCUCUUAAUGAACAUAUAAUUUUAUUAUCAAAAAGACGUUCUCAACUUAAACAGGCUGUUACGAAAAUGGUUCAAGAAUGUUGUACUUACAUAGACAAAAUGCCUAACAAAGAAACUAUGGUAAAAUUAAUAGAAACUCUUCGUUCGGUUACAGAAGGAAAGAUAUAUGUAGAAGUAGAAAGAGCAAGGCUUACUCAUCGUUUAGCCAAAAUAAAAGAAGCUGAAGGAGAUAUUGCAGGUGCUGCAGCUGUAAUGCUUGAAUUACAGGUGGAAACAUAUGGAAGUAUGUCACGUCGGGAAAAAGCUUCUCUUAUUUUAGAACAAAUGAGACUUUGUUUAGCAAAACAAGAUUUCAUGAGAACUCAAAUCAUAGCAAAAAAAAUUAAUGUUAAGUUCUUCAGUGAUGAAAAUGAUGAAGAAACUCAGGAAUUGAAACUAAAAUAUUACGAUUUAAUGAUGGAAUUGGCACGCCAUGAGGGUUGGCAUUUAGAAUUGUGUCGACAUAAUCGAGCAGUACUAGAAACUCCAGCAAUUCGAGAUGAUUCGGAAAAGAGGCAUAUUGCACUUUCUCGAGCAGUUCUUUAUCUUGUACUUGCACCACAUGAACCUGAACAGGCUGAUUUAACUCAUAGAUUACUCGCUGAUAAGCUUCUUGAUGAGAUACCUACAUACAAGGAAUUAUUGCGCUUAUUUGUUAAUCCUGAGUUAAUAAAAUGGUCGGGAUUAUGUGAAAUUUAUGAAAGGGAUCUCAGAUUAACUGAAGUUUUUUCUUCUUCAACUGAGGAAGGAUGCAAACGAUGGACAGAUCUACGAAAUCGUGUUGUAGAACAUAAUAUAAGGAUUAUGGCCAAAUAUUAUACUAAGAUUACAUUAACUCGCAUGGCUGAAUUAUUAGAUCUUCCGACUGAAGAAACAGAAGCGUGUCUUUGCAAUUUAGUGGAGACUGGAGUAAUCAGUGCGCGUACAGAUCGUCCAGCUGGUGUAGUUCGUUUUACUGGUACACAAGAACCGGCUGCUCUCUUAGAUACGUGGGCAGCAUCGUUGUCAAAAUUGAUGGGUCUUGUGAAUCAUACUACACAUUUAAUUCAUCAGGAAGAAAUGUUAGCCGUUGCACAAUCUUAAAAUUUGUAUAUGUCACGUGCUGAUGUAUCUCUUGCAUUACAUAUAUUUUUAUUUUCAUUUAAUGAUAGUACAUUAUUAUUAACAGAUUCAUACUAAUGAAAUGACUAAUUAGAAUUA